AUGGAAACCAGCAAAGAAGAGAAGCUUGUAUUUCUUGACCGCGUUUCUCGAGCAACGAGAGGGAAACGGAUGACCAAGUUGCUUGAUGAGGAGAUUGAAGAGGAUGAGCUGUUUUGGAAUCAGGAUGCUCUUAAAGAGGAUGAGAAUGAUGACAAUUAUGAGGAAGAAGGAGAGGUUGCUGAUGUUUUUGACAGUGACUUUGAUGAAGAUGAACCUGAUCUGGACGAAGAGGCAGAACAUGAACCAGAAGAAAGAACAAGGAGGAAGAAGCGAUUAAUAUUUCCAGGGAAGCAACUGGCAAAGAAGAAAAAGAAAAAGGUCCUUUCAAAACUAGAACAAGAUUCCCAGGAUGAAAAACCUCCUGAGCAGGCUACUGUCCCUGAACAUCAUGAAGUGCCUGAUGAUAUAGAAGAGGAGAGGAUAGUCAGGAAGUCUACUAGAACUUCAGUGAUUGUUAGGCAAGCAGAAAGAGAUGCAAUACGCGCAGCAUUGCAAGCAACAAUGAAGCCCAUAAAAAGGAAAAAGGAAGGUGAAGAAAAGAGAAUGACCCAAGAAGAAAUGCUUCUGGAAGCAGCUCAAACAGAAAUCAUGAACUUGAGGAACUUGGAACGGGUGCUAGCAAGGGAGGAAGAAGUUAAGAAAAGAGCAGUUGUGCACAAAGCAGUUUACAGUGGCCCUCAGAUACGAUAUCUUUCUAGAGAUGGCCGUUCAUACCUGGAAUUCCAUAAUGGAGCCUCGUUUGAGUCAGAGAUGUCUACAACAUCUGCUUCAUGUGAGUACUGUGGUUUUAUAGCUCACAUAUAUGUUGCAAUUACAUCAGACAAUUUGUUUAGUAAUAGUUUUUGUAGUGCCAUAUUGCCUGCAAUUGCUGAUGAAACAUGUCUUGUUCAAAAUCUGAAUAUGUUAAAAUGCUUCAUUGUUGAUCUUUAG
Messenger RNA from Ilex paraguariensis (yerba mate), 930 nucleotides. Lineage: Eukaryota; Viridiplantae; Streptophyta; Magnoliopsida; Aquifoliales; Aquifoliaceae. The record is from the annotation of a GenBank genome assembly.